Pungitius pungitius (ninespine stickleback) is the source of this 8399-nucleotide messenger RNA. RefSeq names its product Rap guanine nucleotide exchange factor 2b (gene rapgef2b). Bases 122 to 5086 code for a protein of 1654 amino acids. The record is from RefSeq and is a predicted model, not a curated record. Gene Ontology annotation, molecular function: protein binding; guanyl-nucleotide exchange factor activity. Lineage: Eukaryota; Metazoa; Chordata; Actinopteri; Perciformes; Gasterosteidae. The transcript is spliced from 30 exons. Gene Ontology annotation, biological process: small GTPase-mediated signal transduction.
GGGGCGGCGGGGGCUCUUCUUUUGUUUGGAUCAACGGCGCUGGAUAUUUAAAAAAAACAACAACACUUAUUUUGGACCAGGAACUCGAUACCCUCUGAGGACGGCGUCUUUCCCAAAAACAAUGGCGUCUUACGUGGACAACAGCUUUCGGCAGGCUGUGAUGAUGAAUCCGGCUGAACGGACGCAACAGGACCUGGAGAUCGUCUACUCGUACCUCCACGGCAUGGAGGCCUUGUCCAACCUGCGAGAGCACCAGCUGAGGAUAAUGUGCGAGACGGUUCGUUACGAGAGACACGAGGCCAACGAAGUGCUCUACUACCCUGACGACAUCGGGAGCUGCUGGUACAUCCUGUUGUCCGGCUCCGUCUUCAUCAAGGAGUCCAUGUUCCUGCCCAGAAGCAGUUUUGGGAAGCGAUCAGCCGGCAGCCUGCGGCGUGGAUGCGAGUGCAUCGUCCUGGAACCAUCAGAGAUGAUUGUGGUGGACUAUAUGGAUGAAAAUGAGGAGUACUUCCAGCGGCAAGCCUCGCACCGACAGUCCCGCCGCCGCUUCCGCAAGAUCAACCAGAAAGGGGAGCGGCAGACCAUCAUCGACACCGUGGACCCCUACCCCACCGGCAAGCCGCCCAUAGACCGGGGGUACCACACGGGAUGCAAUAAACCUCAGCUCCCCGCGGACUUCAGCAGACUUCACUUGGCCGACGGCUUGCACCCACAGGGGACCCACGUCUCCUCCAGCCACUCAGGAUGUAGUAUCACCAGCGACUCUGGAAGCAGCAGCCUGUCAGACAUUUAUCAGGCCACAGAGAACGAACCGGGCGACAUGGACCUGAGCGGCUUGCCGGAGACCGCCGUCGACUCCGAGGAGGACGACGACGAGGAGGACAUCGAGCGGGCGUCCGACCCCCUCAUGAGCCGGGACAUCGUGCGCGACUGCCUGGAGAAGGACCCCAUGGACCGGACCGACGACGACAUAGAGCAAUUACUGGAGUUCAUGCAUCAACUGCCAGCGUUUGCCAACAUGACCAUGUCAGUGAGGAGGGAACUCUGCGCCGUCAUGGUUUUCGCGGUGGUCGAACGCGCCGGCACCAUCGUCCUCAACGACGGAGAGGAGCUGGACUCGUGGUCGGUGAUCCUCAACGGUUCGGUGGAGGUGACGUACCCCGAGGGCCGGGCAGAGAUCCUGUGUAUGGGGAACAGUUUUGGCGUGUCACCAACCAUGGAGAAGGAAUACAUGAAGGGCGUGAUGAAGACAAAGGUGGACGACUGCCAGUUCGUGUGCAUAGCCCAGCAGGACUACUGCUGCAUCCUCAACCAGGUGGAGAAGAACAUGCAGAAGGUCGAGGAGGAGGGCGAGAUCGUCAUGGUGAAGGAGCACCGUGAACUGGACCGCACCGGCACCCGGAAAGGACACAUCGUCAUCAAGGGCACAUCGGAGCGUCUCACCAUGCACCUGGUGGAGGAGCACUCGGUGGUGGACCCCACCUACAUCGAGGACUUCCUGCUGACCUACAGGACGUUCCUCUCCAGCCCCAUGGUCGUGGGCAAGAAGCUCCUGGAGUGGUUCCACGACCCCAGUCUCAGGGACAAGGUUACACGGGUAGUCUUGCUGUGGGUAAACAACCACUUCAACGACUUCGAGGGCGACUCGGCCAUGACUCACUUCCUGGAAGAGUUUGAAAACAAUCUGGAAAAAGAAAAAAUGUGCGGCCACCUCCGACUGUUAAACAUAGCGUGCGCUGCCAAAGCCAAGCCGCGGCUGGUGACGCUGACCAAGCCGUCCAGGGACUCGCCGCUGGCCUUCAGCCUCCUCGGGGGGCAGGAGAAGGGCUUCCGCAUCUUCCUCGACGCCGUGGAGCCCGGGAGCAAGGCAGCCGAGGUCGGCCUUAAGCGCGGGGAUCAGAUUCUGGAGGUCAAUGGGCAGAACUUUGAGAAUGUCCAGCUCAGCAAAGCCAACGAGAUUCUGAAGAACAACACCCACUUGUCCAUAACUGUGAAAACAAACCUUUUAGUGUUUAAAGAGCUGCUAACCCGGCCGGAACAGGACCACGACGCGGACGGCGAGGAGGACCACGACCGGAAGAACGGUGCUCCCCACCUCCCGAAGAUCGGAGACAUCAAGAAGGCCAGCCGCUACUCCAUCCCCGACCUGGCGGUGGACGUGGAGCAGGUGAUGGGCCUGGAGAAGGCCAGCAAGAAAGCCAAGAGCAACUCGGUGGGAGGACGCAACAAGCUGAAGAAGAUCUUCGACAAGACGCUCACCAGCAUCCUGCCGCCGAAACCAUACAACGACGUGUGCGUGGGCCAAUCGCAGGACGACAGCAUCGUGGGGAUGAAGCAGUCCAAACAGAUCGCGCCGGCGCUGCCCGUCAGUGGGAACCUGUCGUCGUCCAACCCGGACCUGCUGCAGUCACACCACCGCAUCCUGGACUUCAACAACCAGCCCGUGGCAGUCGUACCCAAUAUGUCGGAUCAGGUGUUGCGAGUGUUCAAGGCGGACCAACAGUCUCGGUACAUCAUGAUCGGGAAGGACACCACGGCGAAGGAGGUGGUGGCCCAGGCCAUCAGGGAGUUUGCCCUGACCGCGGCGCCGGAGGCUUACUCUCUGUGCGAGGUGUCCGUCACGCCGGAGGGCGUCAUCAAGCAGAGGCGGUUACCGGACCAGCUGUCCAAACUAGCCGACAGGAUUCAGCUGAGUGGAAGAUACUACUUGAAGAGCAACAUGGAGACGGAGACGCUGUGCUCCGACGACGACGCCCAGGACCUCCUGCGCGAGGGCCAGAUCUCGCUGCUGCAGCUCAGCACGGUGGAGGUCGCCACGCAGCUCUCCAUGCGGUCCUUCGAGCUCUUCUGCGCCAUCGAGCCCACCGAGUACAUCGACGACCUGUUCAAGCACCGCUCCAAGGCCGGCUCGGCCAGCCUCAAGCGCUUCGAGGAGGCCAUCAACGACGAGACCUUCUGGGUGGCCACGGAGGUGACGCGGGAGCCCAACCAGAUCAAACGCAUGAAGACCGUCAAGCACUUCAUCAAGAUCGCCCUGCACUGCCGCGAGUGCAAGAACUUCAACUCCAUGUUCGCCAUCAUCAGUGGUCUGAAUCUGGCUCCAGUCUCCAGGCUGAGGGGAACGUGGGAGAAGCUACCCAGCAAGUACGAGAAGCUGUUCGGGGACCUGCAGGACCUCUUUGACCCUUCCAGGAACAUGGCCAAGUACAGGAACGUGCUCAACAAUCAGAACCUGCAGCCGCCCAUCAUCCCCCUGUUCCCCGUCAUCAAGAAGGACCUCACCUUCCUCCAUGAAGGCAACGACUCCAAAGUGGACGGCUUGGUGAACUUUGAGAAGCUGAGGAUGAUCGCCAAAGAAAUCCGCCACGUUGGUCGCAUGGCCUCCGUCAACAUGGACCCGGCCCUCAUGUUCCGGACCCGGAAGAAGAAAUGGAGAAGUUUAGGGUCCCUCAGCCAGGGCAGCGCUAACGCGGCGGUGCUGGACGUCACGCAGACGGGCGGCCACAAGAAGAGGGUGCGACGCAGCUCCUUCCUGAACGCCAAGAAGCUUUACGAGGACGCCCAGAUGGCCAGGAAGGUCAAACAGUACCUGUCCCACCUGAGCCUGGAGUCCAACGAGGAGAGCCUGCAGACGCUCUCCAUGCAGUGUGAGCCCUCCAUCAGCACAUUGCCCAAGAACGCCGGGGGGAAGCGUCCGGACACCUCCCCCGUCGUGUCCAGAGCGGCCACCCAGCAGAGGGGCCAGCUGGCCAAAGGGAACCAGGCCCUCCAGGUGCCGGCCGUGGCCCUUUACCCAUCCCGAAAGAAAGUGCCGGUCAAGGAUCUGCCACCUUUCGGCACCAGCUCCCCUCAUUCUCUGAAGAAGAUCCUGUCUCUGUCAGAGGAGGGGAACGAGCGGCACCGCAGGCAGCCAGAGGACGCCGUGUCCAACGCCUCCUCUCAGCUCUCCUCCCCCCCCACCUCCCCACAGAGCUCGCCCAAGAAGGGUUACAGCCGGAUGGGAGACGCCUACUCGGACUCCGGUCACAGCGAGAUCUCCUCCCGCUCCAGCCUCGUCAGCAACUCCUCCUUCGACAUGGCCCAGGACGAGAGGAGGCUGCGGCACUCCGGGGGAGGCGGGGAAUCGCACCUCCUCGGGGGCCAGCGGCUGGAGCGCCGAGCCGCCACCGACCCGGACCAGUACAGCCUCGGGUCGUACUCGUCCAUGCAGGACUGUCGGGGCAUCUACGUGGGCUGCCCCACGGUGCUCUCCUCCCCCAGUUCGGAGGAGCUGACUCAGGAUCAGGGCGACCGCGUUUCCCUCGACGCCGCCGACAGCGGCCGCGGCUCCUGGACUUCCUGCUCCUCCGGUUCCCACGACAACAUCCAGACCAUGCAGCAGGGACGCAGCUGGGAGACUCUGGCUUUCGGCGUGGGCGGCGGGGGCAGCGGCGUGGGGGGGCUCCCACCCAUCGGGCAGGAGGCCCUGCUGGGGGGACACGCGGCACUGUGGGCGGCCCAGGCCCGGGGGAGCUGGGCGUCGGCCAGCUCGUCCUCGUCCUCGGCGGCGUACUGGGGGGAGGACUCCGAGGGAGACACCGGCACCAUCAAGAGGAGGGGGGGGAAGGACGUCAACGCCGACCCGGAGACCAGUAGCAUCACCUCCACCGGGUCGGAGGAGGCCAAGCAUCCGGGCCGGCCCUCGCCGUCGCCCAUCACCGCCGGGGGGAAAGGCGUCCUCUCGCGUAAAGAGAGCCGCUACCGGGAGCCCCCCCCGACGCCCCCCGGCUACACCGCCCUGACCAUCUCGGACCUCGCCGAGGGGCAGCACCCGGCGCCGCCCGCCCCGGCCCCCACGGCCCCCCACACGGGGCGUCGGCCCCCGGACUACAGCACGGCCCUGCAGCGCUCGCGCAUGGUCACCCAGUCGCCCGACUCCCAGCGGGGGGCCAAGCAGCGCCCGGGGGGCCCCCACCGCACGCGCUCCCCGGCCGAGGAGCGGGAGGCCGAGGAGGAAGUGGAGGGUGAGUCCUUGUCUUCCAAACUAAUCGCUCUGAGGAAGCCAAAGCCAGUGGCACGGCGCACACCCGAGACCCCCAGACCAUGAGAGUGUGUGUACGGGGGGGUCGACAGGCAGGGCCCCUCUCCCCCGAGGCAGGUAAAAGACUCAUUUAUCAGGCCUCCCCUCCCCUCCCCUCCAAUGAACCUGCAUGUGAACAGGAGCGCACACUGCUUUUGGACUGAGGCCCGAUCAUUCCAUCACACGACACCUCCCCCCACACCCCCCCCAGCAGGUCCCACUUCAAAUUGCAAUUUAAGGGUUCCCAACGAUGAAGACAAACCCACGUUUUGUACCCCCCCCCCCCCCCGUCUGGGAAUUGUUCAUUUGGAGCGGGAUCCUCACCUUCAACCCCUCAAUAUGUCAUCGUGCAUGAGUCACCCCCCCCCCCUCCCGUCCCCCCCCAUGCAUCCUGCCCAGUCAUCAGCAGGCACAGUACUGUUAGACACCCCCCCACCUCCCCCCCCACGCAAUGCCUGAGAGCAUGCGCCCGCGUUCUCCUGCACCAGCACGCACCCGACUCGCCUGCAGAUGCAUUCUGUGUGUUUGUAGAAACUGUUUAACAGGAGUUUUACAUUUCGUGUCAAGUCUUGAAUCUGUAAACAUUGUAAAAUGUGCAAAAACAUCCGCUGUCCUUUAAUGGAUGUUACGCCGUGAAAUGAAUUGAAGCAUUUAAAGGAAUCAAAUAAGUACAAAAUUGGACCCUGACACUGACAUUAGCUUGAUAACAUUUUGUCACACGUUCUUUGGUUAAACGAUUUUCUUUCGUGGGACAAAAUGUGCUUUAUUACCGUCAGGUUCAAAUAGCUGGAAAUGAUUAUACAUGUUUUUGUUGAGAUGAGACACUUUAGUCGGCUCCUUUUUACCCUUUUUGUGCACGUUUUCUUUUCUGUUUCUACCCGUCCACCUUCAACAGAAGCUCUCCCUGUCUUGUCUUUCCACAGAGGAUGAACAGGUGUCAGCAGUCUGAGGGACGACGGUGGACGUCCUCUUGCAGUAGCCUGAAGUCCCCCCCCCUCCCCUCCUUUUCUUGGUCUUGGGGUGUGCAGGGUUAAAGAUACUGACCAAUGGACUCAUCAUCUGUUACGUACGUGCCUGCCUCCUCCACUCGGCUCUCCCUCGUGAUUGGUGGAUUCCUCCGCGGGCCCCCCCCCCUCCCCCCCCGCCUUAAAGCAUCAUUUCGGGGUUGACGGACCCUGCAUGCAAAAAAAAAACUACUGUGAAGGAGAGAAGGUCAAAGACGACGACGACAAAAUGCCGGCACUUUGGGGAAUAAAGACUGGAGGAACCGAACUGGUGCCGGAGGGGUCGACCCGGCGACACAUACAGAGGUUGCGGUCAGAGACGGGACGGCCCCCACCCACUGACCCCGCCCCCCAAACCCCCCAAACCCACCACAGCAUCAGACGUGUGGAUCUCCAUCCGCACAUUUUCUACUUUCUGAAAAAAGAAAUCAAAGCAGAUCGUUUGGAGACACAGAGAAGAAACGUUUGACCUGACGUUCACAUUUUCACCUUCCCACUAGAGUUCAUUUCUUUUUUUUCUUUUUGUUGUUGUUGUUUCCUCUGACUGAUUGCACUCUGUGGGCCUGGAAUGAAACUACCCGUCUGUCAAGUGUUUGGAACCCUACAUCCAGUAUUAUCUCACACCUCGCGUGCAAGAGCUUUCCAAGUGUUGGUUCACGUCGAAGCGAGGAGGAGAGCCCAGUGGGGACAACACACACACACACACACACACACACAAUUUGUUUCUGAGAAAUAGCACUUUCAGCACAAUCCUAGAUGUUAGCAGACAUUUGGACGCCCGGGUUUGAAUGAACCACGUCGCCGUGGGUGCGUCCGUGUUUCCUUCAUUCCGUUCGCUCGCUGUUACGUCGGGAGAAAAAUCUUUCCUGGCCGAUUGAAAAGCACAGAGGUGAUUUCCCAACCCCCCCCCCCGCCCCCGCCCCCCUGCUGAAUCGGAGGUAACCGCGGUAACGAAAGCCGAGGCUGCGGGCCGAGCGCUGAUGUCAGGGUGGGGUCCGCUGAGCAGGCACUAAAUUGUGACUGUCCACCUUUUUACGAGUGAUCUUGUACAGAGUCUUUAUAUAAUGUUGUAAACACACGCGUUUCCCCCUCAAGAUGAAAACCACCCGCAAAAUUCCAAUUUUUAGUUGAGUUUUGUAACCUGUGAACGUCCGAAGCGCCUUACGAUGCCGUGACCGCGUACAUUUCUUUGCAUGGUUGUUCCAUCACGAAUCACCUUGGUUUCAAGAGAUCGAGUCUUGAAUCGAGCAGAAGUGGAGUGAAAUGCCUUAUUCAAGACCCCCCCCCCCCCCAUUCCCCCUCCCGAGCAAGACUCUUUUUUACAGCUUAAGACUCAGUACAAGAUGAAGCAGAGCUUCUUCUUCCCGUUGCCGUGGAUCCCAAAUCGACUGUUUGCAUCCUCCGAAUCCCGUCUGUUACAGACACCGGCUCAUUGGACGCCUGAACCCGGCGCCCCACUUUAUCUCGCCAUCAAACGAAGACUGAUGAUUUAUAUGUAUUCUUUUUUUUUUUGGACUCCGGUGGGGAAGUUGAAGUUGAUUUUUUUUUCUUUUUUUUUUUUUCUGCCAAUCAGAACGAUCAUGAAUCCAGUUGUGAAGACGGAUGUUUGGUUCUCUUUGGUCACGCUGAUCACAUUGAUCGGUCCUGGAAGCUGCAGACUGAGUUUCCCUCUGUGACUGAACACCAAUGAAAUCCUGGGUUCCUUUUUGUUAGUGUAAUUCUUUUGUAAUGGCUGCGGAUAGAUUGUUGAUCAUUUGUUUGUAACACAGUUGUGCAUCAUUCAACUCUGAAGAUAGUGAACAUAUUAGCGGGCCCGAGUCCUAUUUCGAAAAACAAAAAGUUGCACAAAAAUGUACAAGCGUAAAGAUAAGUGUGGUAGGUAGAACUGCUACCCGUCGAUGUGUGAUGUCAGUGAGAAAUGUACAUUUAGCUGGUGAUGACUUUCUUUUCUUCAUUCUUUUACUACUUUGACCUGUAUGUCUUUUAAAAAGACAAUCGGUGGAGUACGUAUCGGUUGUUUUUGUAUUUUUAAUACAAUAAUUGUAAAUAUUGGUUAUAUUUUUGUUCAAAUGUACUAUGUUUAUGCCUCAACAGCCAGUUUAUAUGAAGCUGGGAAUCAAUAAAUACUGCAUAAAGAAUCAAUACCUAGGUUUAAAUGCACUUAUUCAUUUCUUCUGCAUUUUUGAUGUCUUUAGUUUUUUCCUCCUUCAGAAGAGUUCUCCCCGGAUACCGUCUAGUGUUUGCACAAGUCAUGGAAGCAAUUUGAAAGGUGUAACUCGUACUUUUCUAUCUGACCAGAGUGUGUCAGAAUUAAUAAAAAAAGAGAUAUUAAAGUC